AUGGAGAGCCCCGUUAUACCAUUCGUCCCGGUGGAUGAUUUCUCUCCAGAGCCAGACAUGGUGAUAGAAGACCAACGUCCGCAAUCACCACUGCGAAAGCGAGCGCGUCGUAGCAGCACAGCAUCCGAGUCUGGCCGAUCUCGUGUCAUGGUUUCAGAGGAAUCGAAGGAUCCCGUAAGGGAUGAUACGUACUACAUGUCUGACGGGAGCUGCGUUCUUCGAGUGCAAAACACGUUAUUCAAUGUAUGGCCUCACGUCCAUCGCACAAUCUUGUCCAGGGACCAAUCGUUCUUUGGGUCUCUGUUUACGCUACCGCAAGGCGAAUUCAAAGAGGAGGGGACGUCGGAUGAUCAUCCCAUCGUUCUGCAGGGAGAUACUGCGGAAGAGUUCCGGCAUUUCCUCUGGGCAAUCUAUGCCCUACCCUCUGAAUUGAUGAUAGUCCGGUCUCCAAAAACCGAUCUUAGUCGGCUAAUAGACAUUGCGAAGGUGUCCAGCAAGUACACCUUCAAGUCAACGGAAACAUGGGCUUUGGACGCAAUUCAAGAAUAUCUUGAACGGAACACGUCCCCGCUGUUCAGUGGCAACCCUCUAAUACGCAUAUUCCCAACGUUAAGCACUCGUUCUUCCGCCCUUCUGGACAGUGAAGGACAAAUUGCGCGCCUGAUCAGACUUGCUCAGAUGUGCUCGCACUCACGUCUGCUGGAUACGAUGAUUCAACUGCUUCUAAAGCUAAUGACAGAUUCUUUGCACUAUUCAUAUCUGGCUAUGACCCUUGCGGAUGAAUUCAACAUCCGGGACCUGCGAGGCGCAGCGUAUCUUCAAGUCAUGCAAACAUCCGUCUUUGUCUGUCCUGGAGAGAGUAAUGGUCACACAUACGUGGAGGGUGACAUUCAGGAAACAAGCGGGGGGCCGCAGCGACUGGUGGUUAGCCCGGUGCAGCAGCUCAGACUUCUGUCGGGAUAUCACCGCCUUGCCAAGGCAUGGGAACGGUUGCGUGCCGUUCCUCCGCAGUUCGAUCACGCGCCGUCCUGCGGAGCGACGUGGCACCAACAUGGAUGCACUCAGAGCUGGACAGAUUUCUGGAAGGAGAAGACGAGGUCAGAAGGCGUACUAUCCCUUGGCUCCGCAAAUGUCCUUGGGAGAUUGACGAUUAUUGUGAAGGAGUUUGACAAAUGGGGUUCUGCAACAUAUAUGCAUCACGAUUGCAAGUCUGCAGCGAGACGGUCCAUCCACGAGAAGGUGAAGCAGAUUCAGGAAGCGCUGUCAGACUAUUUCUCAGAAGGUGGUGAAUAUUAA
This is a messenger RNA of Suillus paluster, 1296 nucleotides long. RefSeq lists its product as uncharacterized. The record is from RefSeq and is a predicted model, not a curated record. The transcript has 3 exons. Bases 1 to 1296 code for a protein of 431 amino acids. NCBI's taxonomy places the organism in Eukaryota, Fungi, Basidiomycota, Agaricomycetes, Boletales, Suillaceae.